Electrophorus electricus (electric eel) is the source of this 3636-nucleotide messenger RNA. RefSeq names its product protein tyrosine phosphatase receptor type Ea (gene ptprea). Lineage: Eukaryota; Metazoa; Chordata; Actinopteri; Gymnotiformes; Gymnotidae. Gene Ontology annotation, molecular function: protein tyrosine phosphatase activity. Gene Ontology annotation, biological process: protein dephosphorylation. The record is from RefSeq and is a predicted model, not a curated record.
CCAAACUCCACGACGUCUUUAAUGCGAUUAUUAGCAUUACAAUGAUUUGUUAUCAUUAACAACAGCAACACAAACAAUAACAAUAAUGUGCAUAGUAAAAAAACCCAAUGCACCCGCUUCCUUAUCGAGUGAAUCAAUGCUAUUAAUCAUAUUAAAUCUGUCCUCUUCUCUUCGUGUCACGGUCGUGAGGGUCAAGCCGUGAGGCUCGUGCGUGCCUCAUUAAAACGUACCCUGGGUUCUGUCAUCUUGAGCAUGUCAUUUCCGAGAUGCUCGCCAGGCGGCUCCCUCUCCCUGGCGCGAAGAAAGCCCUGGAGAAAAGCCUGAACCGCUGACAGAGGAGUCAUCUGCGGAUAAACAAAAAUUCGUCCCUUUCCGUCAAACAGCAACUCCAUUCACAAGUCCCGCCCGGGCGCACCGUAGCCUCGCGUUCACCGGACCGUGCCAACUGCCGUUCAAAAUCAGCACCGGGUUAACUCCACGUAUAUGCAUGGUUCCAACACACAUGCUGCAGGUGGUGAAGUGCUGUUUAAAGAGCUAAGUCGGGGCUGUAAGCAAGCCACGCCUGUUCAGAAAGACACAUCCAGACUGAAUGAAGGGAGAGAAACCCAAGUAGGGGAGGAAAAGAAGAAUACCAGUCCUAUAGUCUACUGACAAGAGAGCGAGAGAGAAAGAGAGAGCGAGAGAGAGCAGAGGAGUUACAGAAGACAUGUGACAGCCGGUUUCUUCCAGCAGAAUGCCGGCUACGAUGGACACCAGAAUCAGCAGGAACUAAAUCUCUCCUCUAUCAGUCACAAUGGUACCAGUUCUGUUUCUGAUAGUAACCUCAUCAGCUAAUGUUACAUCACCUGGAAACAACACAGGUGGCGGGGUGUUCUCCAACCAAACCAUCCUGCCUACAGUGCUGGUGCUUUCACUGUUAAUGCUCAUCGUUGCUCUGUUGACCUGCUACUGCCUUAGGUUCAGAAACCAGAGGAAAGCCGACAUCACUACCGUCGACAAGAAGAUACCAAAUGGCAUUGUGGAAGAACAAGAGCAACAGACGGUGGUCUUGCUGCCAAGAUCCCCCUCCGCGACCAAAACAUACUUCCCCAUACCCGUAGAAAACCUGGAAGAGGAGUGUCGGAUCCGCUCUGCCGAUGAUGGCAAACUUUUCCGAGAAGAGUACAACUCGCUGCCAGGAGGAAAUCCCCAAGGAUCAUACGAGGAGGCAAACAAGGAAGACAACAAGGAAAAGAACAGAUACCCCAAUAUCCUCCCAUAUGACCAUUCCAGAGUGGUGCUGGCACAAAUAGACGCCAUUCCUCACUCAGAUUACGUAAACGCUUCUUAUAUAGACGGCUACAGAGACAAAAACAAAUUCAUUGCAGCGCAAGGACCAAAACAGGAGAGCGUUUCUGACUUUUGGAGGAUGAUCUGGGAACAGAAAUCAGCUACAAUCGUCAUGCUAACCAAUCUGAAAGAGAGAAAAGAGGAUAAGUGUUAUCAGUACUGGCCUGACCAGGGUUGUUGGACGUACGGAAAUGUACGCGUAGCUGUGGAGGACAUCACCGUGCUGGUCGACUACACAAUACGCAAAUUCUGUGUGCAAUAUCAGGCCUGUGAUGGCUCCAAGACCCCUCGUCUGGUCACGCAGCUGCACUUCACCAGCUGGCCUGACUUCGGCGUGCCGUUCUCACCCAUCGGUAUGCUCAAGUUCCUUAAGAAGGUCAAGCAGGUGAACCCGUCAUAUGGAGGCCCCAUCGUAGUGCACUGCAGCGCGGGGGUCGGGAGGACAGGUACCUUCAUUGUGAUAGAUGCAAUGAUUGACAUGAUGCACACAGAACAGAAGAUCGACGUGUUUGGGUUUGUGUCCAGAAUCCGAGACCAGCGAUCGCAGCUGAUACAGACAGAUAUGCAGUACUCAUUCAUCUACCAGGCCAUACUGGAGUACUACCUGUAUGGGGAUACGGAGCUGGAUGUGUCCUCGUUGGAGGGCCACCUGCACAAGCUGCACAACACAUGCACCCCACAUGACCGCCUUGGCCUCGAGGAGGAGUUUAAGAAACUGACAAACAUGCGGAUCAUGAAGGAAAACAUGAGAACGGGUAACCUGCCGGCGAACAUGAAGAAGAACCGAGUGCUCCAGAUCAUUCCAUAUGACUUCAACAGAGUGAUUCUGUCAAUGCGAAGAGGUCAGGAAUUCACAGACUACAUUAAUGCAUCUUUCAUUGAUGGUUACAGGCAGAAGGACUACUUCAUUGCCACACAGGGUCCUUUACCACACACUGUGGAUGACUUCUGGAGGAUGGUGUGGGAAUGGAAAUGUCAUUCCAUAGUCAUGCUAACAGAACUACAAGAGCGAGAGCAGGAUAAGUGUUUUCAGUACUGGCCUACAGAAAACUCAGUAAAAUACGGUGAUUACUCAGUGGAGAUCAAAUCAGAUACUCAGUGUGACGAUACAUUCAGCCUUAGAGACCUGGUACUCUCAUAUGACCCGGAGAAAGAGACGCGUUUGAUCCGGCACUUCCAUUUCCAUGGCUGGCCAGAAAUCGGAAUUCCCACAGAGGGGAAGGGAAUGAUUGACAUCAUCGCUGCGGUGCAGAAACAGCAGCAGCAAUCGGGCAACCAUCCCAUUGUCGUACACUGCAGCGCUGGAGCGGGGCGGACCGGUACGUUUAUCGCCCUCAGUAAUAUUCUGGAGCGGGUGAAGGCCGAGGGCUUGCUGGACGUCUUUCAGACUGUGAAGAGUUUGCGCAUGCAACGGCCACACAUGGUGCAGACCGUGGAACAAUAUGACUUUUGCUACAGAGUGGUACAAGACUUUGUUGACAUUUUUUCAGACUAUGCCAAUUUUAAAUGAUCUGCCUUAAACAUGUCUGUUCAAUGUUUUUUAUAUGUCAGUUGGUCAGGAUUUUACCCCCAUAACUGGAUAAAAUUCGCUACUAUUUUGCUAUGCACUGUCCUCUAAAAGAGCAUCUAUCUUUAGACAAUUUACCAUAUUUAAAUUAAUUAUUUCAUUAUGUACUUAAACUGUACACUAUAUAAUUACAGCAUCAUUUUUAUUGACAGUGUUGUUGCUUUUUUUUAACCAAGGUCUUAUCGACUAAUUUCAUUUUUAACCUGUGUAAAGUUUGUAAAGCUGUAGGUAUUGUAAAUGUAUUUAUGCAUUGUUGCUGACAGUCAUUCUCACGCAAUUUACAUUUAUAUUAAUGUUGAGAGAGAUUUUAUUUAUUCAAAGCUGAUGUCAUUUGAUGGCCGAUAUCACUGAUACAGCGUCAAGUGUUUUGUUUCCCUUUUGGUUAGCAAAUGAAGAUGAAGUGAAAAAUAUGCAUUCAAAACUCAGUGAACCUUCUUUCUGAAUGAACAAAGAAACAGAUAAAGUUACAUGUUUUGUAUCAAAGUUAACUUGAGUGAAUUCGCUCAGCGAGGCAAGCAUAUUCCCAGUCAAACUCUGGGUACAAACAUCAGUAACAUUUUCAGAACUGAUCUCAGUGCAGCGGCUGAACGCCGCCUGCAAACGGCCUGUCACCUGGGCUGGCAAGGCUGGAAAAAGCCGCACAGGUUUUGAAAGCACACUGAUUAAUGCCCACUGCCUUCCACAAUUCCAAGGAUUUACAAAUGAAAGAGAUAACAUGUUAUUAAAGGAUGGUAUAUACC